AUGGAAACUUUACAUCUGGCAGAAAGUAUAAACAAGACGACAGGAUGGAGAUUUCCAGUAGUGGGCAUAAAUGUCUCUCUUCUGGCAGUAGCUGCUCUUUUUUCCUAUACGAAAAGAGGAAGAGAGUUGGAAGCUAUCUUAACACAGGGCUCUGGAUUGGACUUUUCCAUACUCACUCUUGCGCUCACUCUUUCUCUGAUGGCUGUGAUUGCGUACACGUACGGAAGUGCAAGAGUCCACGCAUUUAAGCAAAAAAGUGACAUAGCUAUGCUGGAGACUGUGCUAGGAGUGAUGGGAAUCGGCAUAAUAGGAGGAGUUGGCGCAAGCCCCAUUUACAUUCUCCUCUGUUUCCUUACGCUUCUUCUACUGAGAAGUGGCUCAAUAUACAAAUACGAGCUGCCCGCAGCCUGUGUGCUGAUAGCCAGCAGUUUUCUGCUGAGUAGCCCCGGGCUGUCGGUAAGGACCACAACGCUUUUGCUCUCCCUGGGAAUGUCGCUUUCCAUUUUAGGAACUAUCAGCCUCGAGUCCAUAAUCAAGAACAGAAGCAUCAACAUGUUUGGGUACUAUUUUAUGCUGAUAAGUGCCCUUCUGGGCGCAUUCAUGUAUAGCCCCAUUACCUUCAUUAUUUUCCCAAUUGUAACGUUCUGCAACUUAAACUCUCACGCGAUAGGGAAAGUAAUUAAAAAAAUUCCCGUAGUCUCAAGUGUCAGAGAGUACUACGCGAAGAUAAUGAAGAAAAGAAAGGUUAAAAUUUUCUUCACAUUCUUACUAAAGGUAACCAACAUAGUCCUCCUUGGGAGCAUUAUCGCGUGGUUUGUGCUCCACUUUUCAGCCUGGUACACCAACAAUCCGAAAGUAUUGGGAAUAAUGGGAAUAUCCGUUAGCGAUAACUCGCCGAUAUUCAUUGGAAUUGCAGAGAAAAUAGGAUACCUACUGGACACCUUCUACACGCUGAUACACACCGUUUUAAGAGCUGUACGACCAAAAAACAUCGCACUAUUUUUGCUGAACUCAGUGAGAAUAAACCCGCAGAAACCUGUAGUUCCAAACAGCCUAAUUAAGCAGAUAGUAGCCAUACUGUACAGGAUUCUACUGGUAGCUGACAAUGCAGUAAUGGCAAUAACCAAGCUAGCAGGCACUAUCCUAUACGCAGGAUGCUACCUAGUGAUCAACCUAUCAGAGGUAGCUGGAUUUAUGGCCAAUAUUGCAAGAAAUCUCUUUGCAAAAACCAUAUACAUCUUUGAAACAGCGAUGUACUUUUUGCUAGGCAGAAGAGUGGAGAUAGCUCCAACUGUUUUAGAGCCAUCGAUGAGUUUUUCGCAGACUAUAUUGGAUGCCAUGCUACUUCCAUUCAGACUAACAAAAUCACUCUUCAGCAUGACAAUGAGGAGAAGAACUCCUCCAGUUGUUGUAUUGCAGCCAGAGUUACCAAUAGAAGGAAAUAUUCUAACGGCAUUUUACGGGCUGCUGAUGAAUCUCGUGCUGGUGCUGUUCUAUGGAUACUACUCUGUCGUUGUGUCUAGCAUUGGACAGUACAUCGCAUCAGACAAAACAUUCAUGCUUACUCCAAGGGGAAUAAAACCAAUUAUAAACGAAGAUGCAGCAUACAUACCAGAGCACAUAAAUAGAAUUCCCAGAGACAACUUCUACCAGAAAUACUUUGAUCUAUACUGCGAUCAGGUGGGCAUAUUCUCCCGUCUGAACGAGAACGGAGCAUACUUUGAGCAGCCAGUCAUCGAAAGUGUAGAUGAGAACGAAAAACAGAGUAUGUCCAUCGAGAAGUACACAAAAGACCAGGUGUGCAAGCCUGUGUCCUCUUUUGAAGAGGAGCUGCAGAGCAAGAUAUCAAAGGUAGGGCCUGUGGGCGCUAGAUUCAAGCUGGAUGAAAAGUUUGGAAUAAAGAAAAUUCUCCAAUACUUCCCCUCCAUCAGAAGCACAAAGGAAUUUUCAGAGAAAGAGCUGAAGCUAAAGAAAGCAGUAGGAGACGCGAAAAAAGAAAUUAAAAAAUUCAAAGCAAAGAACUCGCACUUUGACAAUAUAAUGGGAAGAAAAAAGAACGAAGGCGAAGCUCUUGCUAAGGCCAAGGCCAUUUUCAGCAAGGCGCAGUCAGACUUAGUGCAGUACUACACCAACUACUACUACAAUAUGUACACUCUUGCAAAACAUUUCCUAAAUGAGAUAGAUCCAUCAGUUGCCAACCUGGUGUCUGGCUCUGCGAUAGGUCUGUACAAUAGCAUACUGCCUGAGAAAUACCGCGACAUCUCUGACGAGUACUUUAAGUCCAUCAUAUCUCUGAGAACAGCCCUAAUCGAGAAAGAGCUGCCCUUCAUAACUGAAAUGCAAUCCGCAAAAGUUUUCUGCAAGCCGCUCUUCCUUGAUCUGCAGCUGAGAAACAAGAUACAGACACAGAGCCCAAGGGAAGGAUUCUUUAUCCAGGGCAUUUCCGACAGUGUAGUAGAUUAUGAAAAAUUAUCAGCUGAGGAAAAAGGCCUUAUCGUGUUCCAAGAGCUGAUAAGCAUCAAGAGAGACGCAGACUACAUACACUUUAAGUCUGUCGUAUCAACAGAUCCAACUGUGAAAGUUCCUGCGCAUACAAUAACCGAAUCUACCGGAAUAGAUAUUGCAAUUAGAAACGAAGACACAACGGUUGUAUCAGUUUCUCUGAACAACAAGCCAAUACUUGCCAGCGUUAUUCCAGAGGAAAACACAGGGCGCGUGCUGGUCGAUCUAAAAAUACCAAACAGCUUGGUCAAAAAUGAGUCCAAUGUGAUCUUUACAGUGCGCAUGUUCAGAGGACAUACAUCACUCGUUCACACAGCGACAUACGCAAUUGCAUAG
Messenger RNA from Nematocida minor, 2838 nucleotides. RefSeq lists its product as uncharacterized. The record is from RefSeq and is a predicted model, not a curated record. NCBI's taxonomy places the organism in Eukaryota, Fungi, Microsporidia. Bases 1 to 2838 code for a protein of 945 amino acids. The transcript has a single exon.